UGAACAGGGAGAAUUUGCAGUUGGGCAACUUGAAUCAAACAUCCCAUCAAGAUAUUUCAGAGUCAUUCAAUUGAACGUAACCUUAAAUACCAUAGAGUUUUGAACAUGGAAGAAAAUAGCACUGUUCACCAGUGCAGUAACACUGAGGAGCAGCUGUUGAAGUGUGGUGUCAGUGAGGAGAGACUCAGUUACCAAUCUGAGCUGGGCACUCAUCAAUACACUCACACAGGGGAGAGGCCAUUAACCUGCUCUAUAUGUGGGAAGGGAUUCGCUCGAUUAUCUCAGCUGAUGGCACACCAGCGAGUGCACAGUGGGGAAAGACCUUUUAAGUGCCCAGAUUGUGACAAAUGCUAUAAAAGUUCUGGGGACCUGAAGUCUCAUUAUCGUGUUCAUACAAAUGAGAGACCGUUCAGGUGUUCUCACUGUGGGACUGGGUUCAGGGGAUCAUUCCAACUCACGGUGCAUCAGCGAAUUCACACUGGGGUACGGCCAUUCAUCUGCUCCAUGUGUGGGAAGGGGUUUACUCAGUUAUCCCAUGUGCUAAGACAUGAGAGAGUUCACACUGGAGAGAGACCUUAUAAAUGCCCAGAUUGUGAAAAGUGCUAUAAAAGCUCUGGGGAAUUGAUGUCCCAUCAACGUGUUCACACUGAUGAGAGACCCUUCAGGUGCUCUCAAUGUGGAACUGGGUUCUGGCUGUCAUCUGAACUCAAUAUACACCAGCGAGUUCACACUGGAGAGAGGCCAUUCACCUGCUCUGAGUGUGGAAAGGGAUUCAGUCAGUCAAACCAGCUCUUUACACACCAGCGAGUUCACACUAGGGAGAGACCAUUUACCUGCUCUGAGUGUGGGAAGGGAUUCACUCAAUCAUCUGACUUGCUAAUUCAUCAGCGAAUUCACACUGGAGAGAAGCCGUUCAAUUGCUCCGAAUGUGGGAAGAGAUUUACUACAUCAUCCCACCUGCUGAAACACCAGCGAGUCCACAAGAAGCUGCAAUCUAGCUCUGAUCAGACCGGUGGAAAAUUAAAUUUACAGCCACCGGAAAAGAAUCCACUGCGCAGGAGCAGACUGGACUGUUCUCUGAGCAUGCUCAGUGUCAUUUAUGGCGACAGUCUGAGGAGGAGCGGACAUUUCAGGCGGCGGCAGCUGCAGCGGCAGGCAAUUAGCUCCCAUCAGCUGAUGCAGCAUCAACGGCUCCGCACUGGGGAGAGGCCGUUCACCUGUCCAGAGUGUGGCAAGGGAUUCAGUCAGUCUUCCAACCUGAUCAAACGCCAGCAUCUGCACACUGGAGAGAGGCCUUACAUCUGCUCCAAGUGCGGCAAGGGAUUCACUUUAUCAUCCACCCUGCUCGCUCACCAGCGGAUCCACUCCAACGAGAGGCCCUUUCAAUGCUCAGACUGUCAAAAGAGCUUCAAGAGUUUGUGGGCACUGACGCAGCACCAGCGCAGUCACAGUGGGGAAAGGCCGUGCACCUGCUUGGUAUGUGAGAAGCCCUACACUCAGUCGUUCACCCUCAUGGAAGAGAAAAGCUCCAUUCACAAGCAGAGUCACACUGGGGAGAAACCGUGGAAGUGUGGGUACUGCGAGGAGAGUUUCAGUUACCCGUCUGAGCUGGAAAUUCAUCAACGCAGUCACACUGGGGAGAGGCCAUUCAAAUGUGCCAUAUACUGUGAGAAAUGCUAUACAAGUUCAAGUGGACUGAUGUCCCAUCAACGUGCACAUACUAACAACAGACCUUUUAAAUGCCCAAACUGUGGGAAGUGCUUUAAAAGCUCUGGGGACCUUAUGUAUCAUCAACGUGUUCACACUGACGAGAGACCUUUCAGGUGUUCUCACUGUGGGACUGGGUUCAGGCAAUCAUCUCAACUCACUGCACACCAGCGAAUCCACACUGGGGAGAGACCGUUCAUCUGCGCUAUAUGUGGGAGGAGAUUUACUCAGUCAUCCAACCUGCUGAGACACCAGCGAGUUCACAAAACUCAAGGCACCGCUACUUCCUUGCACUGGCCUCCAGCCCGGGACCCACCACCAGGACCCGUCUCUCAGGCCGGACUGGGUUCCAGCCUGCGACUCUUCUCUGGGACUCGCUUCCUGAUCUGGCAUGGUCUCCGAAUUGUCUCCCGUGCCGGCCUGGACUCAGUCUUGCCUCCUCCAUUCUCCAUUUCCUCCGUUUGUACUCAUAGAACUGAGCCUGAAAACACAGAUAGACCAGUUAAUGUCUGCUAUGUAGCAGUGAGGGCAUUGGUUGCAGUCCAUUGUCCAAUUUAUCAUAACCACAUGGAGGAGAAAUUUGCUGUUCACAGUGAAGAGAAACCGUACACAUGUUGUGUGUGUGGACGGGGUUUCAGCCAAGCAUCCGGGUUAUCGAAACAUAAAUGGAGCCACAAAAGGGAAAAACCAUGGAAAUGCGGGGACUGUGGCAAGGGGUUCAGAUUCCCAUCUGAGCUGGAAACUCACCGGCGCAGUUACACCGGGGAGACACCGUUCACCUGCUCUGUGUGCGGAAAGGGAUUCACUCAGUCAUCCCACCUCCGGAGACACCAGCGAGUUCACACGGGGGAGAGGCCAUUCAUCUGCCCUGACUGUGGAAACGGAUUCACUAAUUCCUCCAAUCUGCUGGUACACCGGCGAGUUCACACUGGGGAGAGGCCAUUCACUUGCUCCGAGUGUGGGAAGGGGUUCACUCUGUCAUCCAGCCUGUCGACACACCAGCGGAUUCACACUAGGCAGAAACUGGAGAGUGAGCGUUCGCAUGCUUCAAGUGUGGAAAGAGAUUCAGUCAAUCAUCCCAACUGA
Messenger RNA from Rhincodon typus (whale shark), 2793 nucleotides. RefSeq names its product zinc finger protein 271-like. The coding region runs from base 106 to 2793 and encodes 895 amino acids. The transcript is spliced from 8 exons. Gene Ontology annotation, biological process: regulation of transcription by RNA polymerase II. NCBI's taxonomy places the organism in Eukaryota, Metazoa, Chordata, Chondrichthyes, Orectolobiformes, Rhincodontidae. The record is from RefSeq and is a predicted model, not a curated record. Gene Ontology annotation, molecular function: DNA-binding transcription factor activity, RNA polymerase II-specific; RNA polymerase II cis-regulatory region sequence-specific DNA binding.